Molecule: messenger RNA, 2064 nt
Organism: Apodemus sylvaticus (European woodmouse)
Lineage: Eukaryota; Metazoa; Chordata; Mammalia; Rodentia; Muridae
Product: interferon-induced protein with tetratricopeptide repeats 3-like
Exons: 2
Coding region: 138-1349 (403 amino acids)
Biological process (GO): defense response to virus
Cellular component (GO): cytosol
Molecular function (GO): protein binding
Source: RefSeq, a predicted model, not a curated record
UCUGGUUGAUUUUAAGUUUCAGUUUCUAGUUUCUUCUUGCCUCUCCCAAACCUAAGUCCAGCUACAGUGGACUGAGAUUUCUGAACUGCUCAGCCUACACCCAGGAUUUUGCAGCAGCACAUAAACAGAUCACCAUCAUGAGUGAGGUCAACGGGGAAUCUCUGGAAAAUAUCCUUCCACAGCUGAAGUGCCAUUUCACCUGGAAUUUAUUCAAGGAAGGAAGUAUGUCAAGUCAUAUGGAAGACAGGGUGUGCAGCCAAAUCGAACAUUUAAACUUUGAAUACAAAGCAACAAUGUAUGACUUAUUGGCCUAUAUAAAGCACCUAGAUGGAGAAAACGAGGCAGCCCUGGAAUACUUAGGGCAAGCUGAAGAUUUACGGAAGCCGGAGCACGAUGAUCAAACAGAAAUUAGACAUCUGGUCACCUGGGGAAACUAUGCUUGGAUCUACUAUCACAUGGGCAAUCUCUCAGAAGCUCAGGCUUAUGUUGACAAGGUGAGACAAGUUUGCCAAAAGUUUGCAAAUCCUUACAGCAUGGAAUGCCCAGACCUUGACUGUGAGGAAGGAUGGACACACCUAAAGUGUGGAAGAAAUGAACGAGCCAAAAUGUGCUUUGAAAAGGCUCUGGAAGCGAAGCCCAAGGAUCCGGAGUGCUCGUCUGGGAUGGCCAUUGCCAUGUACCGCCUAGAAGAAAGACCUGAGAAGCAGGUCUCUGAGGAUGCUCUGAAGCAGGCCAUGGAGCUGAAUUCUCAGAACCAGUAUGUCAAAAUUCUCCUGGCCCUGAAACUGCACAAGAUGGGAGAAAAAUCUAAAGGGGAGCAAUUGAUGAGAGAUGCCCUGGAAAAAGCUCCUAACCAGAUGGAUGUCCUCCACAAGGCUGCUCAGUUUUACAAGAUCAAGGGUAACCUAGACAGAGCUAUUGAAUUUCUUGAAAAAGCACUGCGAUCCACAGCUCACAACAGUCCCCUCUAUUGCUUAAUCAUGUGCUGUUACAGGGAAAAACUGAAGAAACUGAAGAAUACAGGAGAAGAUGAUAACAGUGAGAGAAGACAGAAGAUGGAAGAACUGAGAAGAUUAACAAAGGAGUACAUGCAUAAAGCUCUUCAGAGGAGGCAAAGUCCUCUGAACUCCUACUCAGAUCUCAUCGAUUUCCCAGAAGUAAAGAGAUGCUAUCAGAUGCUAUUUAACAAGGAGAGCCCUUGUGCUGAGGAAGAAGACCUGUAUGAGCGCUAUUGCAACCUCCAGGAGUGUCACAGGAAGUCCAAAGACCUCGCAGCCCUGAAGGAUUUCAUGCAGUUUCCCAGACAUGAAAAACCCAUCAAGAAGGAAGAGGUUAAACAGCAAACAUAGAAUGCAGAUUGUAACCUGCAAUAGGAAAUGUUGCUGGAUUCUAGGCAUUUCUACAGAAUAAAUGAGAAGCUGGAUGGGUUAGGGAUUUGGGAGGCAACACACUUUGGGGCACAGGCAGAGUUUCAUGACAACUUCUGAGUCUGACAAGUAUGUCAGAAUGCAGACUCUCAGCUCUGCACUGUGAGAGAGAUGUGCUGUGGAGUGGUGCUUAUGGGGAGGAAAGGGCUGGAAAAGCAGGAGCCUUCCUGCCAAGGAUUGGUGACAAGCUGCUCUUGAUUUUUUUUUUUAAGGAACUGCUUUCUCUCCUUGUCUCCUCUGAUCAUUUGAACAAUAUAAUUUUCCAGCCAGUAGAUCAUAUUACUAAUCAAGUAGGGAAAGCAGGCUUAAGGCUCAUAGAGCACAUUUGAUCACAAUUUUUCUCUGCAACAUGGCAACUGACCAUCAAAAUUUAGUCUAGUUUCUUCAUUCCAUUUCAUUGAAGUCACUUAAGCUUGAAGGAUUAACUUUUGCCUAACCCUAAAAUAUUCUUUGCACAUUAUUCUUGUAUUCUACCCUGGUUUGUAUGUGUGUGUGUGAGAGAGUGUGUGUGUGUGAGAGAGAGUGUAUGUGUGUGUGUGUGUAUGUGUGUGUGUGUCCCUGCCCCUAACAAUGAUCCUACAGUAACCACGUAUGCCAAAUUGAAAUUGUAGAAUAAAUGUAAAUGUUUCAAUUAAAA